Anisakis simplex (herring worm) is the source of this 381-nucleotide messenger RNA. NCBI's taxonomy places the organism in Eukaryota, Metazoa, Nematoda, Chromadorea, Rhabditida, Anisakidae. The record is from the annotation of a GenBank genome assembly.
AAUUACUUCCGCGAUGGAUGGAAUCGUUUCGAUUUUAUUACGGUCGUUGGUUCGAUAACAGACGCGUUGGUAACCGAAUUUGGUGGGCAUUUUGUAUCACUCGGAUUUCUGCGUCUCUUCAGAGCAGCUCGUCUCAUUCGAUUGCUGCAGCAAGGAUACACCAUACGGAUACUACUGUGGACAUUUGUGCAAUCGUUUAAGGCACUGCCGUACGUAUGUCUUCUGAUUGGAAUGUUAUUCUUCAUUUAUGCAAUUGUCGGAAUGCAGUUCGAUGCGUUACUUGUGAUCUUUUGCACAUGCAUAGCAGAAUGGCAGUUGAGAAAGCGUUUAUUGCAAUUACGUUUCUAUCAUUUAAUAAGACUUAAUGCAGUUAUAUGGUAA